AGUAACUACACUGCAACAGACUGGAACAGUUACAGUAACUACACUGGAACAGUUACAGUAACUACAAUGGAACAGACUGGAACAGUUACAAUAACUACACUGGAACAGACUGGAACAGUUACAAUAACUACACUGGAACAGACUGGAACAGUUACAAUAACUAAACUGGAACAGACUGGAACAGUUACAAUAACUACACUGGAACAGUUACAGUAACUACACUGGAACAGACUGGAACAGUUACAGUAACUACACUGGAACAGACUGGAACAGUUACAGUAACUAAACUGGAACAGACUGGAACAGUUACAAUAACUAAACUGGAACAGACUGGAACAGUUACAAUAACUAAACUGGAACAGACUGGAACAGUUACAAUAACUAAACUGGAACAGACUGGAACAGUUACAGUAACUACACUGGAACAGACUGGAACAGUUACAGUAACUACACUGCAACAGACUGGAACAGUUACAGUAACUACACUGGAACAGUUACAGUAACUACACUGGAACAGACUGGAACAGUUACAGUAACUACACCGGAACAGACUGGAACAGUUACGGUAACUACACUGGAACAGUUACAGUAACUACACUGGAACAGACUGAAACAGUUACAAUAACUAAACUGGAACAGACUGGAACAGUUACAAUAACUACACUGGAACAGUUACAGUAACUACACUGGAACAGACUGGAACAGUUACAGUAACUACACUGGAACAGACUGGAACAGUUACAGUAACUAAACUGGAACAGACUGGAACAGUUACAAUAACUAUACUGGAACAGACUGGAACAGUUACAAUAACUAAACUGGAACAGACUGGAACAGUUACAGUAACUACACUGGAACAGACUGGAACAGUUACAGUAACUACACUGGAACAGACUGGAACAGUUACAGUAACUACACUGGAACAGUUACAGUAACUACAAUGGAACAGACUGGAACAGUUACAAUAACUACACUGGAACAGACUGGAACAGUUACAAUAACUACACUGGAACAGACUGGAACAGUUACAAUAACUAAACUGGAACAGACUGGAACAGUUACAAUAACUACACUGGAACAGACUGGAACAGUUACGGUAACUACACUGGAACAGAAUGGAACAGUUACAGUAACUACACUGGAACAGACUGGAACAGUUACAGUAACUACACUGGAACAGACUGGAACAGUUACGGUAACUACACUGGAACAGACUGGAACAGUUACGGUAACUACACUGGAACAGUUACAGUAACUACACUGGAACAGACUGAAACAGUUACAAUAACUAAACUGGAACAGACUGGAACAGUUACAAUAACUACACUGGAACAGUUACAGUAACUACACUGGAACAGACUGCAACAGUUACAGUAACUACACUGGAACAGACUGGAACAGUUACAGUAACUAAACUGGAACAGACUGGAACAGUUACAAUAACUAAACUGGAACAGACUGGAACAGUUACAAUAACUAAACUGGAACAGACUGGAACAGUUACAGUAACUACACUGGAACAGACUGGAACAGUUACAGUAACUACACUGCAACAGACUGGAACAGUUACAGUAACUACACUGGAACAGUUACAGUAACUACACUGGAACAGACUGGAACAGUUACAGUAACUACACCGGAACAGACUGGAACAGUUACGGUAACUACACUGGAACAGUUACAGUAACUACACUGGAACAGACUGAAACAGUUACAAUAACUAAACUGGAACAGACUGGAACAGUUACAAUAACUACACUGGAACAGUUACAGUAACUACACUGGAACAGACUGGAACAGUUACAGUAACUACACUGGAACAGACUGGAACAGUUACAGUAACUAAACUGGAACAGACUGGAACAGUUACAAUAACUAUACUGGAACAGACUGGAACAGUUACAAUAACUAAACUGGAACAGACUGGAACAGUUACAGUAACUACACUGGAACAGACUGGAACAGUUACAGUAACUACACUGGAACAGACUGGAACAGUUACAGUAACUACACUGGAACAGUUACAGUAACUACACUGGAACAGACUGGAACAGUUACAGUAACUACACCGGAACAGACUGGAACAGUUACGGUAACUACACUGCAACAGACUGGAACAGUUACAGUAACUACACUGGAACAGUUACAGUAACUACACUGGAACAGACUGGAACAGUUACUAAGUACAAGCAGCCAGACACUGAGUGCCAAGAAGCUAAAAAGCACCGAUUUCACAUCAACAUUUGUUUCUGCAUGAGUUUUAGAUGUAUUUAUGUACUGUUUUAUUUAGAUGGAAUGUCGUGUAUUGAUUGGUUUGUGUUGUUUUGAGUUUGGGGGUGAGUGUCUGUUUAGAAGAGAAACAUCUGAGGUGGAUAUUGAUAUGUGUACAUACAACACUGUUAGCGUUAACAACUUGAAUUUGAUUUGGAAUCAGGGGUAGCUGGAGGAAGGGAGAGGGUGGGGGAUGUAGAUAAAGCUUUCAGUUCGCAUUUCCUAUGUCUGAGAGAGAUUAAGUGUGCAAAUGCGGGUAAUCGAUACAGAAUUAAGGCACGAAAGUUAAUAUUUUCUUUUUUCUGUACAGAUGUAAAUAAUUUCACUAUUAUUAAACAAGUGCCUUUAAUAAUAAACAAUGGAAAACUAUUAUGUUCGCUUAAUUAAUGUAAGGGAGCCUUCCCUUUAGUAGGAGGCUGUGGUCAGAUUGGCAAAGUGGCGAGUGGGUACACCUGAGACGGUCGCUUUCCACGGUCAUGUGGUGCUGUGCUGAACUUCAGAGUUCUGUCGCUGUCUGCUUCUGUGGUGCUGAAUCUCUGAUCGCCGCUAUUACAGCUUGUUUGUUUAGCCUACUUCGGACCUUUUCAAUCAUGUGACAAAAUCGACACAUGCUGCUGUUUUGUGUUAUGACAUGCAGUGAUACUAUAUGGAGCCUGCUGCUGUGUCUAUGGGCUGAUUCUUAGUAUGGCAUUGGUUGUGGUUUCACCGUGUGACCAGCAGGUGGCAACAUCACUACAUAGUCACAAAAGCCAUCUGUGUACAAUACAAUAUCUUACAAAAUCAGAUGAUGACGAGUAACCUUGUCUGAGACUUGACGACUUGAGCUGAGUGGUGGGCAGACAACCCGGCUAGUGUGCCCCUUGGCUAGUCCUGGGGAUUCAUAUGAAGACCAAAGAUCCACCAGCACGGUAUUAUUGCUAUAAUUCAAUGAUAUUAGAUAUAUGCUAUAAUUUCCAAUAUGCGUGCGUGCGUGUGUUUGUGUGUGGAGAGGGUGUGGUGGCUGGGUAAUAAUUCCCCCGCCUCCCACGCUGCGACCCCUCUCGGUCAUUCCCGGUACUGCGCCUCUCCUAUCUGCGUCACGUGACAUCAGUAGGCGCUGUAAAACAGCGCGAGUCUCAUCAUCAGCACCGCAUCGCCAGGCAAGCAGCCUCGAGACCCACCGACCAACGGACCCUCGGUGGUCCCUCAUCACAAAUACUAUAAUAACGGAGAGGAGGUAGACUCCUCACGAGACCAUGUCAGGGCCCCGGUGAACAGACAAACAGAUUUAUUCUCUUUGUUCGCGUCGACGCACCGCUCGCCGCCGAGGAGGGGCCGCAGAAUAGCGCUCUCUCUCUCUCUGGCGGAGGAGUGGGGGAAGAGGAGAGGAGAAAGCAACAGAGAGAACCGAGGUAUUUUUCUACCGGAUAACCUAAUGGCAGAGCGCGAGGCGUCGCCGUUACCACUGGAGGUUCGCGCCCGGCUGGCGGAGCUGGAGCUCGAGCUGUCAGAGGGUGACAUCACACAGAAGGGUUAUGAGAAGAAGCGGUCUAAGCUGAUCAGGGCCUACUUUCCUCAUCCUGGAGGUAUGGAGGGUAUGUCUCACCGCCCCCCCUUUGCCCCCCCAUCUGCCGCUCGCUUCCACAGACGGCGCUCUUCUGGAACACGUGAUGAACGCUACCGUUCAGACGUCCACAGUGAGGCGGUGCAGGCAGUGUUAGCCAGACAUGUGGAGAGCAACGUGGCAGUGCCUAUGCCCUCCAAACGACGAUCACUGGUGGUACAGACAUCCAUGGAUGCAUACACACCCCCAGGCCUGUCCCCACUGUGCUCAGACUCGUCGUCGGGCUCAGAGGAAGAGGCGGGGCCAGGCAAUGACAUGCCGGGAAUGGAACACUGGAUGACUCGCCCUGCCCACUUAGGUCCAGCCCACCUAGGCUCCACCUCCUCGUCGUCAUCGUCCACUCAGAGCGGAGGAAGUGGCAAUGCAGGACGACUGGCCGACUCGCUCGCACACACACACCUCUCUCACCCACACCUGGCACACGCCCACCUCACACACACACACCUGACCCAGUCACACCACGUGUCAGCUCACCACUCACAAACACACCACGGUAUAGGGCACCUGUCUCUGAAGCGUAAGGCAGCUCUGGGCAUGGCGGAGAACGGAGGCUCUCUCAGAAGAUCCUGUGAGUUCGGCUCUGAUAUGCUGUGGCCUCCACCGCUGGAGUCUGAUGAGAAUCACUCUGCUCCUCCUGAUGUGACUGGCUAUUCGUCUGACUCCUCCCACUCCCGCCCCCACUCAGAGCGCCACAUAGGAACCAUCGCCCGAAACACUCAGAAAUACGGCAAUGCUGAGCGCAUGGAGACUGGAGACGGUGUCCCGGUCAGCAGUCGUGUGUCUGCUAAGAUCCAGCAGUUAGUGAACACUCUGAAAAUGCCUCGUAGACCUCCGCUCAGAGAGUUCUUUGUUGAUGACUUUGAAGAACUUCUAGAAGUCCAGCAGCCAGAUCCUAAGCAGCCGCGUCCGGAGGGGGCAGAAAUGUUGGCAGUAAGCGGAGAAGCCCUGGGGGUGGUGACUAACUGGCCCCCCUCCCUGGAGGCAGCUCUCCAACGCUGGGGCACCAUCAGCCCUAAAGCGCCCUGUCUCACCAGCCUGGAUACCACUGGAAAACCUCUAUAUGUACUCACAUACGGGAAGCUGUGGUCUCGGAGUAUCAAGCUGGCCUAUAACAUCCUCCACAAGCUGGGCAGCAAGCAGGAGCCCAUGUUGCGACCGGGGGACAGAGUGGCGCUGGUGUUUCCUAACAAUGACCCGGUGGCCUUCAUGGUGGCCUUCUACGGCUGCCUGCUGGCUGAGGUGGUCCCUGUACCCAUAGAGGUGCCUCUCACACGCAAGGACGCUGGCAGCCAGCAGAUCGGGUUCCUAUUGGGAAGCUGUGGGGUUACCGUGGCGCUGACCAGUGAUGCCUGCCAUAAAGGCUUGCCCAAGAGCGCUACAGGAGAGAUACCACAGUUCAGAGGGUGGCCUAAGCUGCUGUGGUUCGUGACUGAGUCGAAGCAUCUCUCCAAACCUCCUAGAGAUUGGUUCCCUCACAUCAAAGAUGCAAACAGCGACACAGCCUAUAUAGAGUAUAAAACGUGUAAGGAUGGGAGUGUCCUGGGCGUGACGGUGAUGAGGAUCGCUCUGCUGACUCACUGCCAAUCCCUCACACAGUCGUGUGGCUACACAGAAGCGGAGACCAUAGUGAAUGUUCUAGACUUUAAGAAGGAUGUGGGACUGUGGCACGGCAUCCUCACGAGUGUGAUGAACAUGAUGCAUGUGAUCAGCGUUCCCUACUCUCUGAUGAAGGUCAACCCGUUGUCCUGGAUACAGAAGGUCUACCACUUCAAAGCCAAGGUAGCGUGUGUAAAGUCCAGGGACAUGCACUGGGCUCUGGUGGCCCACAGAGAGCAGAAGGACAUCAGCCUGAGUUCCCUCCGUAUGCUGCUGGUCGCCGACGGAUCUAACCCCUGGUCUAUCUCGUCCUGCGAUGCGUUCCUCAACGUGUUCCAGAGUAAAGGCUUGAGGUCAGAGGUCAUCUGUCCCUGUGCCAGCUCCCCUGAAGCCCUGACCGUUGCCAUCAGGAGGCCGGUGGAGGACAGUAGCCAGCCCCCAGGCCGAGGGGUUCUCUCCAUGCAGGGUCUGAGUUACAGUGUGGUCCGCGUCGACACCGAGGAGCGAUUGUCAGUCCUCACUGUGCAGGAUGUGGGCACUGUUAUGCCUGGAGCCGUAGUGUGUGUGGUGAAGCCAGAGGGUGUGCCUCUCCUGUGUAAGACAGAUGAGAUCGGGGAGCUGUGUGUGUGUUCUGUCGCCACGGGAACCUCUUACUAUGGAUUGACAGGCAUGACCAAGAACACCUUUGAGGUGUUCCCUGUAGCCUCAGGUGGAGGUCUGGUCAGUGAGUAUGCGUUUGUGCGUACGGGGCUGCUGGGCUUUGUGGGUCCAGGCGGUCUGGUGUUUAUCUCCGGAAAGAUGGACGGCCUCAUCAUGGUCAGCGGGCGCAGGCAUAACGCUGAUGACAUCGUAGCCACCGCACUGGCCGUGGAGCCAAUGAAAUUCGUCUACAGGGGGAGGAUAGCAGUGUUCAGUGUGACCGUGCUGCGUGAUGAGCGUAUCGUGGUAGUAGCAGAGCAGAGACCAGACUCUACUGAGGAGGACAGCUUCCAGUGGAUGAGCCGCGUGCUGCAGGCGAUAGACAGUAUCCAUGGUGUGGGUGUGUUCUGCCUGGGGUUAGUUCCGGCCAACACCCUCCCUAAGACCCCCCUGGGGGGUAUACACCUGUCUGAGACCAAACAGCUGUACCUGGAGGGGGGGCUGCACCCCUGUAACGUCCUCAUGUGUCCUCACACCUGUGUUACCAACCUGCCCAAACCACGACAGAAACAACCAGAGAUUGGUCCUGCCUCUGUGAUGGUGGGGAAUCUGGUGUCUGGGAAGAGGAUCGCUAUGGCCAGCGGCAGAGACCUGGGACAGACUGAUGACAACGACCAGUUCCUGUUCCUGUCAGAGGUGCUGCAAUGGAGAUCUCAGACGACGCCUGACCACAUCCUCUAUACACUGCUCAGCUCCCGGGGGCUGGUGUCUAGUUCUCUGACCUGUCUUCAGCUCCAUAAGAGGGCAGAGAGAGUUGCUGCUCUGCUGCUGGAGAGAGGAGGACUACAGGAGGGAGACCACAUAGCACUGGUCUACCCACCAGGUAUAGACUUGAUCGCAGCGUUCUACGGUUGCCUUUACGCUGGCUGUGUUCCUAUCACAGUCAGACCGCCCCACCCACAGAACAUCUCAACCACACUGCCCACAGUCAAGAUGAUCGUAGAGGUCAGUCGUUCGGCCUGUGUGAUGACCACGGCGGUCAUCUGUAAGCUGCUGCGGUCGAAGGAGGCGGUCGCCACAGUGGACAUCAGGAACUGGCCUCCCGUCCUGGACACAGAUGACCUGCCAAAGAAGAAGCCUCCAGCGCUAUAUAAGCCCUGUAACCCUGAUGCCCUGGCCUACCUGGACUUCAGUGUGUCCACUACUGGCAUGCUGGCUGGAGUACAGAUGUCCCAUAAUGCAGUGGGAGCGUUCUGUCGAUCGGUGAAGCUGCAGUGUGAACUGUAUCCCUCCAGAGAGGUAGCCAUCUGUCUCGACCCCUACUGUGGCCUGGGCUUCGUCCUCUGGUGUCUCUGCAGUGUGUACAGUGGCCACCAGUCGAUCCUGAUCCCUCCAGUAGAGUUGGAGUCUAACCCAGCCCUGUGGCUGCUCGCUGUCAGCCAGCUCCGAGUCAGAGACACCUUCUGUUCCUACAGCGUCAUGGAGCUCUGCACUAAAGGACUGGGCCUGCAGACAGAGGCACUGAAGGCGCGGGGCCUGGACCUGUCCCGUGUGAGGGCGUGUGUUGUGGUAGCAGAGGAGAGACCCAGGAUGUCUCUAACACACUCCUUCUCCAAGCUGUUUAAAGACCUGGGCCUGCACCCCCGAUCUGUCAGCACAGCAUUCGGCUGUAGGGUCAACCUGGCUAUCUGUCUGCAGGGCACCUCUGGGCCGGAUCCCACUACAGUGUACGUGGACAUGAGAGCUCUGCGGCAUGAUAGGGUGCGGCUGGUGGAAAGAGGUUCUCCUCACAGUCUCCCUCUCAUGGAGUCAGGGAAGAUCUUACCUGGCGUCCGCAUCAUCAUCGCCAACCCAGAGACCAAGGGACCGCUGGGAGACUCCCACCUAGGAGAGAUCUGGGUGCACAGUGCCCAUAAUGGCAGUGGAUAUUACAGUGGUUAUGGAGAGGAGGUCCUCCAGUCUGAUCACUUCACCUCCAGACUCAGCUUCGGAGACACAUCCACCGUCUGGGCUCGCACCGGAUACCUGGGCUUCUUACGACGUACUGAACUCACCGAUGCCAGCGGAGAGAGACAUGAUGCUCUGUAUGUUGUGGGCGCGUUGGAGGAGGCCAUGGAGCUGAGGGGGAUGAGGUACCAUCCUAUAGACAUAGAGACUUCCGUCAUCAGGACACACAAGAACAUCAUGGAGUGUGCGGUGUUUCCCUGGACUAACCUGCUGGUAGUCGUAAUAGAACUAGAAGGCUCGGAGCAGGAAGCCCUGGACCUGGUUCCCAUGGUGACCAAGGCGGUGCUGGAGGAGCAUUACCUCAUCGUUGGGGUCGUCGUAGUAACGGACAUCGGGGUGAUCCCCAUCAACUCUCGCGGGGAGAAGCAGCGCAUGCACCUCCGAGACGGCUUCCUACAGGACCAGCUCGACCCCAUCUACGUGGCUUAUAACAUGUAACCCAGACACCCCAUCCUGGGGGGUGGACCUGAGUGAGGGGGAUGUGUGUGUAUGUGUGUGUUAGCAUGCGUGUGUAUGGAUAUGUGCGUGUAUAUUGCUGGUGUUCAUUUUAAAUCAAGACGUACUGUAUUUUUGAAUCUGCACAUGGUCAUAUGGUAUGGUGCCAGUUGUCUGAUCCUUUAGUUGUGCUGUGCUGGAGGGAUGGCUGUUUCUGCACCCCUGGUUAAACCUGACACCUAGACAGGAAGUCACUGUACAAAACCUUAAGGGAACACUGUGUAUCGAUAGACAGGAAGUUACUGUACAAAACCUUAAGGGAACACUGUGUAUCGAUAGACAGGAAGGUACUGUACAAAACCUUAAGGGAACACUGUGUAUCGAUAGACAGGAAGUCACUGUACAAAACCUUAAGGGAACACUGUGUAUCGAUAGACAGGAAGUCACUGUACAAAACCUUAAGGGAACACUGUGUAUCGAUAGACAGGAAGUUACUGUACAAAACCUUAAGGGAACACUGUGUUCGAUAGACGGAGUUACUGUAAAAACCUAAGGGAACACUGUGUAUCGAUAGACAGGAAGUCACUGUACAAAACCUUAAGGGAACACUGUGUAUCGAUAGACAGGAAGUCACUGUACAAAACCUUAAGGGAACACUGUGUAUCGAUAGACAGGAAGUCACUGUACAAAACCUUAAGGGAACACUGUGUAUCGAUAGACAGGAAGUCACUGUACAAAACCUUAAGGGAACACUGUGUAUCGAUAGACAAGGAAGUCAAACUGGACCACUAGUAGUUGUUGUUAGGAGAGAGAGAAAAUAUCUCUGAACAUAUCUGUUUUCUUGAUGAAAUAGACAUUAAAAAUAAAGUUAUUAAAGUAUAUUGUCAGAAGAAGACAGGGGGUUCAGAUUAGUGUAUAAAUAUAAAUAUUGUAUAUAAACAUAAUCUAUAUGGAGAGAUAACUAAAACACACUGAGGACUAGCCCUGUUAUACAGCUCUCUCCACCCACACCCUGUGUGCAUGUGUGCUCGUGUGUGUGUGUGCGCAAUGCAGUGCACUCCUCUUAUCAGAAUCACAUUCUCAAUUUGUUUCAUGAAACCCAUUGACUCCUAAAUGCCAAGUGAAUCCGUUUGAAGUAAACCAUUGUUUCUAUCCCACAUUGUUUAAACAUUGUACGCAUAUGAUUAUGGUAAUAUGUGAUUCUGCUAAGCAGAGAGCCCAGUAAGUAGCAGAGGAAAAAUUUAGUUGCAAGGAGUUGUAAAACCCAGCUCUGGACCAGAGACACAAUGCUUUCGAAAUGGCCCCGUUUCCUUUAUAGUACACUACUUAGGACAAGUAGGACUCCAUGUAGGGAAUCAGUUGGUAUUUGAGACACACCCACAGUGAAGUGUUCUAACAGAGACACACCCACAGUGAAGUGUUCUAACAAAGAGACACACCCACAGUGAAGUGUUCUAACAGAGACACACCCACAGU
Salmo salar (Atlantic salmon) is the source of this 10027-nucleotide messenger RNA. RefSeq names its product disco-interacting protein 2 homolog C. NCBI's taxonomy places the organism in Eukaryota, Metazoa, Chordata, Actinopteri, Salmoniformes, Salmonidae. The record is from RefSeq and is a predicted model, not a curated record.